CUCUUUUCUCCAACGACCUCAUUUCUGUAAUCUGCCUUUAUAUAUAUUUCUGUAACAAGCACUAUAUCUUAGCUUGCAGUACAUAUAUAGAAUUUCCAUUAUAUAUUCUCUACUUUUUUCCUCCUUCCACACCAUAUAUCUGCUUCUAAAAUAUUUAUUCAGAGGGAAAGAAGGCAGAGAAGGAGAGCAUCAAACAUGAAGGAGAACGGUGCAAAACCAAGAUGGAAUUUUAAAGAGAACGACAAGUUGUUGGCUGGGUCGGGUGUGUCCAUAAGAGUGGUCCGUAAUACAUUGAUGCAGAGCGUCGACCCGUCUGACGCCCGACCCGUUAUCCCUCUCUCCCACGGCGACCCUUCUUCUUUCUCCUGCUUUCGGACCACUCCCGUCGCUGAAGAUGCUAUCUUUGAUUCCGUUCGAUCAGCUAAGUUCAACGGCUAUUCCUCCUCCGUCGGCAUUCUCUCUGCUAGAAGGGCUGUGGCAGAACACUUAUCUCAAGAUCUUCCAUACAAGCUGUCUCCUGAUGAUGUUUACCUGACAAUUGGAUGUACUCAAGCAAUUGAAAUAAUUUUGAAUGUUCUUGCUCGUCCAAAUGCAAAUAUUCUACUUCCAAGGCCUGGAUUUCCUUAUUAUGAAGCGCGAGCUGCAUAUAGUCAUCUUGAAAUGCGUCACUUUAAUCUUCUCCCAGAAAAGAAGUGGGAGGUUGACCUUAAUUCAGUUGAGUCUUUGGCAGAUGAAAAUACUGUUGCUAUGGUCAUUAUUAAUCCUGGGAAUCCUUGCGGCAAUGUCUACACAUACCAACACCUAAAGGAGGUAGCGGAGAUGGCAAAGAAGCUUGGAAUUUUAGUUAUUGCUGAUGAAGUUUAUGAUCAUCUUACUUUUGGAAGUAAACCAUUUGUGCCUAUGGGAAUCUUUGGAUCAAUUGCACCUGUUAUUACGCUUGGAUCCAUAUCAAAAAGGUGGAUUGUCCCUGGUUGGCGACUUGGUUGGCUUGUUACAACUGAUCCAAAUGGCAUACUAAAAGAAUAUGGGGUCAUAGAUUCUCUUAUGGGGUAUCUCAAUCUAAUUUCUGACCCCGCAACCCUUAUUCAGGGAGCAAUUCCACAGAUCCUUCAGAAAACAAAAGAUGAUUUCUUCUCUAAAAUAGUAAAUAUACUAAGACAAGCUGCAGACAUUUGCUAUUACAAAAUCAAGGAUAUUCCAUGCAUCACUUGCCCAAGUAAACCUGAAGGAUCUAUGUCUGUGAUGGUCAAACUUCACUUAAACCUUCUAGAAGACAUUGAAGAUGACCUGGACUUCUGUGUCAAGCUUGCUAAGGAGGAGUCUUUGAUAAUCUUACCAGGUGUUACUGUAGGACUCAAGAAUUGGCUCAGGAUUACUUUUGCAUGUGAACUAUCAAUUCUAGAAGAUGGUCUCAAGAGACUAACUGCUUUCUGUCAAAGGCAUGCCAAGAAAAAAAAUAAGCUACUCUCAGAAGGAAACUUGAUAUCUCUGCAUUUUUGGGAAGUCUCAGAUUCAAUUCAAGAGUUGAAAAUGUGAUCAUUAACUACACGUUGGAUUGUUGGUAUGGUAAUAUUCAUAGUUGUUAUGAAAAAACUGCACGUUGGAUACUCGAUCGUUUGUGGUGUGUGAUAGCUCAUAAAUAAGUUGGCCAAAUUCUCAACAAUUUCAUUGAGUCAUCAGGGGAAUGUAAUAUGUUAUGUAGAAUGGUAUAUGUUUCUGUAGCUUCAGAAUAGCAUCAUGCUAGUUUUACGUACUGCAUGUGUUUGAAAGAUAGCUUUAGCCUAACUAUGCUAGAAUAGUGUUUGUGAAAUAUUGUGGCUUAUGUUGAUCUUAAUUCGUGAUUUGCAAAGUACGGAAGCAGAAUUUAGUGGGUCAAUUGAGGCGAAAA
Molecule: messenger RNA, 1888 nt
Organism: Nicotiana attenuata
Lineage: Eukaryota; Viridiplantae; Streptophyta; Magnoliopsida; Solanales; Solanaceae
Product: tyrosine aminotransferase-like
Exons: 7
Coding region: 196-1536 (446 amino acids)
Biological process (GO): amino acid metabolic process; biosynthetic process
Molecular function (GO): pyridoxal phosphate binding; transaminase activity
Source: RefSeq, a predicted model, not a curated record